Cimex lectularius (bed bug) is the source of this 1141-nucleotide messenger RNA. RefSeq names its product fructose-1,6-bisphosphatase 1-like. Gene Ontology annotation, biological process: fructose 6-phosphate metabolic process; gluconeogenesis; fructose metabolic process. The coding region runs from base 59 to 1132 and encodes 357 amino acids. Lineage: Eukaryota; Metazoa; Arthropoda; Insecta; Hemiptera; Cimicidae. The transcript has 7 exons. The record is from RefSeq and is a predicted model, not a curated record. Gene Ontology annotation, molecular function: fructose 1,6-bisphosphate 1-phosphatase activity. Gene Ontology annotation, cellular component: cytosol; cytoplasm.
UUUAAACAGAUGAGUCUGAUGAAAGUUUAUAGUAAGGCAUAUUUUUUUAAUGUUAUAAAUGCAUCAUAGCCAGAUAUACACCAAGCACCCAGUUUGCCCAAAACAUCUCAAUUUAACCAGCCCAGAGAAAAAACGAGAUGACCAAAAGGACUUUGUGACCUUGUGCAGAUUUAUAAAUGAAAUAGAAAAGUUCAAAGGAGGAUCUCACCAACUGCCACAGUUGAUAAAUUCUAUUCAAAUAGCUUGUAAAACCGUAGCUCUGACAUUGAGGAAGUCAGGAGUAGCUCAAAUACAAUCUCUUGGACUUUCUAAGCAACUAAACCUUAUUGAAAUUAAGAGGCUUGAGAAAUAUUUCAAUGAAGUGUUCAUUAAUUUAUUAACAAACACUUAUGCUGUCUGCUUAAUUGGAUGCAAUGAUUGUGAUGAAGUGAUCCGGGUUGACGCAGAGCGAGCCGGAAAGUACAUAGUUAUUUUCAAAGCAUCUGAUGCUUCUAUGAAUGUUGAUGCAUCACUUUGCCUCGGGACAACAUUUAUAGUGCUGAAGAAAAAAGGUGCUACUCGAAUAGAAGAAAGAGACCUGUUACAACCUGGGCAAAAAAUCAUUGCUGCUGGAUACACAUUGUACGGUUUUUCAACAGAAAUGGUCAUUGCAGUUGAAGGGAACGUUGUCAGCGGUUUCACCUUAGAUAAUUCAAUCGGUGAAUUUAUACUGACCUCUGAAAAUAUAGAGAUUCCUAAGAUGGGAAAAAGCUACUGCGCCGAUGAAGGAUUUGCACAUUCAUGGGAUCCAAAUCUGGUGAAUUACCUGAACAAAAAAAAGUCAGAGAAGGCUGGAAGUUUGGCUUGGUCUGCAAGAUAUACUGGUUCUUUUGUAGCUGACGCACACAGGACUCUAAUGUUUGGUGGCAUGUUUAUCAGUCCUCCAAUAAAGGACUACCCUAAAGGAAAGAGCAAGCUCAUGUUUGACUGCAACCCGAUUGCAUUUAUAAUGACACAAGCUGGAGGAUACGCUUCAAAUGGAAAAGUUCUAAUCGGUGAAAUUGUCCCUGAAAAACUUCAUGAAAGAUCGCCAAUUUACUGUGGAUCACCAGAUGAUGUCAAAGAACUUGUGAAAUCGCUUAAACAAUUCUAAAAAAUAAUU